AGCCAGAGUUGGUGCUGGACUUCAAAACCAGUUCGUAAAUGGAGACUGAAAGCUUCAAUUCCAAAAACAAUUGGACUUAAGAAAACAAGUGGCCGGGCCCCACAUCCAAGACUUGAUUUAUUCAAGUCACUCACAACAGCAGCCCAGGUUGACUUUGAUUCUGUAAUAAAAUCUGAUUGGCCCCCUUGCAUUAGUAAAUGCUAAAAUUUCAAGAACAAGAAUCAGACAGAUAUCACUUUCAACGAACGCCGUGGAAGUGAAAAUGCGGAUCAACCAUAGAGCGUCUCUCCUUUCCUCACCGUUGAUCUCUCUAUUAGUUCUCUCCGGCUUCGUCAACGCAAUCGACGGCUCGCAAUUCACCAUCACCGAAGCCACCAUCGACGACAUCCAACGCGCCUUUACCGCAAACGAACUCACGUCGAGAGAAUUAGUUGACUUGUACCUCGGCCAGAUCGCGAGCUUGAAUCCCCUGCUUCGCGGCGUGCUGGAAGUGAAUCCAGACGCGCGGGAUCAAGCGGACCGGGCCGACCGCGAGAGGGAGGCGGCGGCCACUCAGGGCCGUCGGUGCUCAGGAGAGCUUCAUGGCAUCCCGGUGCUGCUCAAGGACAGUAUAGCCACUGAGGACGCGCUAAACACCACGUGUGGAUCGUACGCGCUGCUGGGAUCGAAGGUACCUAGGGACUCCGGCGUGGUCGAGCGGUUGAGAAGGACUGGGGCUGUGAUCUUGGGAAAAGCCACUCUCUCCGAGUGGUACGGUGUUCGGUCGACAACGAUUCCUAAUGGCUGGUGUGCUCGUGGCGGACAAGGCGUGAAUCCUUAUGUGGAAUCGGGGGACCCAUGUGGGUCAAGCAGUGGACCUGCAAUAUCAGUGGCUGCAAACAUGGUAUCAGUGUCACUGGGAACUGAAACCGAUGGCUCUAUCAUCUGCCCAGCUGAUCAUAAUUCGGUCGUAGGGCUCAAACCCACUGUUGGUCUCACCAGCCGAGCAGGCGUCAUCCCAAUCUCGCCCCGUCAGGACUCAAUUGGGCCCAUCUGCAGAACAGUAACGGAUGCAGUUUAUUUGCUCGAUGCAAUUGUGGGCUUUGAUUCGAGGGAUUAUGAAGCAACAAAGGCAGCAGCUAAGUUCAUACCUGCAGGUGGUUAUAGACAAUUUCUUAAUCAAGAUGGUCUCAAAGGAAAGAGAUUGGGUGUUGUGAGGAAUCCAUUUUCAGACUCUUAUAAUGGAUCCACUGCCAUUCUGGCCUUCGAGCAUCAUCUCAAUGUGUUAAGGCAAAGGGGUGCAACCAUUUUGGAUAAUCUGGAAAUAGCAGAUAUUGAUAUAAUUAUGGAUCCCUCUCAAAGUGGCGAGCUAAUUGCACUGCUGGCUGAGUUCAAGCUCUCCAUUAAUGAUUACCUCGAAGAACUCAUCAACUCUACCGUGAAGUCACUCUCAGACAUCAUUGCCUUCAACCUGAAUAACACUGUCCUGGAAAUGAUGAAAGAGUACGGGCAGGAUGAGUUCCUGGCAUCGGAGAUGACAACUGGGAUUGGGGAGGAAGAGAUAAAGGCAAUCGAGAUGAUGGAAUACUUGUCAAAAUAUGGCUUCGAGAAAUUGAUGAAAGACAAUAAAUUGGACGCAAUGGUGACACUCGGCUCAGACGCUUCCACAGUGCUAGCGAUUGGAGGUUACCCGGCAAUCACUGUUCCCGCCGGGUAUGAAAGCGACGGAAUGCCGUUUGGGAUCUUGUUUGGUGGGUUAAAGGGUACCGAACCAAAGUUGAUUGAGAUUGCUUACGCUUUUGAACAAGCCACAAUGGCGCGGAGGCCUCCUCCGUCGCUGUCAAUGGAAGAAUUGAUUAAAGAACCCCUCCCUGUGAUUGUAUAAGAGGUUUUACAUUUUUGGUGUCAUUGUAACAAAAAGUAGACUAAGGUUUUCUCGUAGGUUUUGUUUGGAUCCACUUACAGUUGAGAGAUUAUCAGUUCAAGAGCAUUAAGCAAGAGGAAUUGUAUGACUAAUUUGGCUAACCCUAAAGUUGGUCUUUUAGGUGGCUUU
Corylus avellana is the source of this 2032-nucleotide messenger RNA. RefSeq names its product putative amidase At4g34880. NCBI's taxonomy places the organism in Eukaryota, Viridiplantae, Streptophyta, Magnoliopsida, Fagales, Betulaceae. The record is from RefSeq and is a predicted model, not a curated record.